Molecule: messenger RNA, 681 nt
Organism: Thecamonas trahens ATCC 50062
Lineage: Eukaryota; Apusomonadida; Apusomonadidae
Product: RHO protein GDP dissociation inhibitor containing protein
Exons: 3
Coding region: 31-633 (200 amino acids)
Biological process (GO): Rho protein signal transduction
Cellular component (GO): cytosol; membrane; cytoplasm
Molecular function (GO): Rho GDP-dissociation inhibitor activity; protein binding
Source: RefSeq, a predicted model, not a curated record
AUUUGACUAUCAACCACCGCGUAGCAAAACAUGGCCGACCCUGAGCAGGACCCCGUUGUAGGCGACGACGUUGCCGAGGACGACGACGGCACCGGGUACAAGGUUGGCGAGAAGAAGGAUCUCGACGAGCUCAUGAACCUCGACCAGGAUGAUGAUGCCCUGCAGCGCUGGAAGGCCCAGCUGCUCGAGGGUGUUGCCGAGGGUGCGACGGAUGAUCCGCGGGUGGUGGUCAUUUCCGAGUUUGCAUUCAUGUCCGAGGGCCGUGACCCGAUCGUGUUCGACUUUUCGACCGAGGAGGGCGUGGAGGCCAUGAAGUCAUCGCCGAUCAUCAUCAAGGAGGGCUGCGACUAUAACCUCCGGGUCAAGUUCCGGGUGCAGAACGACACGGUUCUGGGCCUCAAGUUCAUCACCACUGUCAAGCGCAAGGGUGUCAAGGUCGACAACCAGAUCCACAUGAUCGGCUCGUACGCGCCCAAGCCCGAGGUCAUCGAGUUUGAGUUCCCGACUGAGACCGCCCCGUCGGGCAUGCUUGCUCGCGGCAAGUACAAGGCGUACUCCAAGUUUAUGGACGACGACAAGCAGGUCCACCUCGAGUGGGAGUGGGCGUUCCAGAUCAAGAAGAAGUGGGAGUGAAGCCAGCGCUAGCACGCUACUUGUCCCGAUAAAUCGACUCUCCUUGCG